Aedes aegypti (yellow fever mosquito) is the source of this 5969-nucleotide messenger RNA. RefSeq names its product titin. Lineage: Eukaryota; Metazoa; Arthropoda; Insecta; Diptera; Culicidae. The record is from RefSeq and is a predicted model, not a curated record. Bases 203 to 5632 code for a protein of 1809 amino acids. The transcript is spliced from 4 exons.
CACUCAAUCCAUUUUGGAUGGCAUUUCGUAAACAACACCGCGAGAAGCUCGCGUUUGUUUUCGCAUCAGCGAUUAUUAUUUUGGCAAAUUCCCCCUGAAAAUCGGUAAAAUUUCGCGGAAAACGACGAUAAUGUGAACCGCAAUUGUCGGAGGAUUGUGAGGAGCGUAAAAAUUGCCGCUGCAGCUACCAAAUAGUGAGACAAUGGAGAUUAUUCCCAACUCGUACAUUGCUCGCGUCGUUUUGGCCUAUCUAUACGAGGAGAAGUUGAAUCAGGCGGCGAUCGAGUUUUGCAAGGCUAGUCCUUAUCUGCGGGAGGAACGAGAUUUCGUAAAACGAGGAUUUCGUCCGGCCACUUGUAUCAGCUUGAAGCUGACGGCGCUUUUCCGGGAGUAUGGCGAGAUUCAGCAAAAAGUGGACAGCUUCGUGGAGAAGCACGGCGUGGAGUUGGACAUCCAGCAGGACCUGCCGCUGGUGAAGAAGGUGGACGUGGUUUUGGCCCUUUUGAAGCAGUUACGCUUCCGAAGGAAAAGCGUUGAUGAUGUGGGAGUGAGUGUUACAAAGAAGGAAGUUAGGAAAUCGGCAGUGGGUUGUAAGCGGAAAAGGGCAGCGCCUUCGCCUCAUCCGUCGAUGUCCAGCAGCACCCCGGAGGUGGGCGAACCCCAGAAGAAGCGAGUUUGUACCAAUCCGGCUUCGUUCAUAGUGUUGAAUGAUAGCGGGAGGAAUUUAUCGAAUUUGUCGCAUAUUUCUCCGAUCGGAGACGACAGUACGCAGGAAUCGUGCCGGGAAGACUAUGAAGGGGUGAACGAAGGCCAAGGAAAGGGGACGGAGGAAGAUGAUGAACCGCUGGACGUGAGGAAAUUUCCUUCGAUUGAUUUGUUCUCUCAGACACUGCUGGAGAAUGAGAAUUAUCCGGAAAAGAUAGCGGAUUUGAUUAACAAGGGGCUGGAGUCAUCGAUGAGUACCCAAACUGACCCGAAGGAAGGUCCCAGUGGGAUACGAGAGGAAACAAUCAAAGAAGUGGUGACGGAAAGCGAGCCCAAGGCUCAAGAUUGUCAAUCGUUUAAUUUUAACUUUGACGAGUUGAUCUCGAAUAUAGUGAAAAGUGCCGUUAAGGAUCCAGUCUUCGAUGAUAUUCUGGACGAUAUCAGCAGUAAGGCAGUCAAAACCCAGAAUGGUAAUGAGGAGUACGAAACGACGACGACGCCUCCACCGGAAACGCCGUUGAAGGAUAGGUUAAGAAAGACCGAUCGGAAGAACUACAACCCGACAUCGGUUAAGCGAUCUACGAAGAAAGUUAAGGUCAUUUCGGAUGUUCCGUACUAUGGAGGAAUCCCGGAAGGGAUCGACGUUGAGAAAUCUCAGCCGGCUGCGAUAACCGUUGUGAAAAUGGAACCAUCUGCGCCAGUUUCGGAAAGUUUGAAUAUACUGCCGGAAGGGACUGUUGUUCCUUCGGCUGUCUUGCCAACUCCCACAGCUGAUCAACCGGUCCCUGUAUCUACAACCCAGUUUUAUGUGAUUCAACCAGACAACACUACAAAGCUAGUAGACAUCAAUCAACUUCAGUUUCCCACCCAGCAAUCAGCAAUUAAUUUAGCGGAUCCUUACGGUACGGCGCCACCAUCAAGUACUUUGGUUCCCAUCACCGGAGCGGGCAUUCCGGAUAAUACCUACUUCAUUAAUGUCCCGAAUUGUUGUCUAGAGGCGAAUAACCAGCUUCCGGUAUAUUACAACACUUACCCUCCUUCGGGACUUGAACAAUCCGUGAGUAAUGCGGCCAUCACUGUUAUACCCGAACCUAGUCCAGACAAGUUCCUUAUUUUCCCAUCCUCGACCUCUGGCACCUCAACCAUCAGUACUACGGCUAAUGCUUUCGCCACCACAUCCGUCGUGAGUAGUUCCUGUACGCCAACCGUAUCUGCCGCCGCCAUCAACCGAAUCUGUUCGCAAUUCGUCCCUCUGGUUCCCAAAUCGGAAGUCAAAUCUACCACUCUUCAGAGCGCUGUUACAGAGGAAAUCCCCAAAGUGGAAAUCAGGUUUACCCCACAAGACGCUGUCGAGAUGGUUCCCAAAGAAGAAGUCAAAUCCACGCCGCAGAACUUCAUUCUGAACACUAAAGUGCGCAGCAACUCAACUCCCAGCCGCAAAGCGUCGCACAUCCGAAUUCUCAACUUUCACACACCGGCAAAGCAGUCCCCCUUAGCAGCGGGCACUUCCGACAGGAUACAAACUCCAGGCUCCGCCCCACCGUCUGUCGAUCCGAGGCCCAGUCGUAUCCCCACGCUGGUCGAACGGAUGGAACCUAUCAUGGAGACCAGCAUCAAACAGGAACCAUCCAAGACCCCCGAGAAGCUUACCGACGAAAUCGUACCCAUUUCCGGUCCCGCCCUAAAUCCGAACUCCGUCUCCAACACGCCCCGAGUCGCUAAAGAUCCCCGCACUUGCGUCCGUGUGCUGUCCCGAUCGACCAGCGAGGAAGCCGUCGUCGAGCCCCAGAAACCGAUGGUCGAAAUCCCUGCCAAAGCCAUCGUCGAAGCCCCAAAACCUAUGGUAGAAAUCCCCGCCAAAGCCGUCGAGGAGGUCCAGAAGAAGAUCCCCCCGCCAAGGAUCCUGAUCAACGAUUCCGAAAUGGAAGAAUGGCGUCGGAUCCGAUCGGUGUCCAAGUCCAACUUCGACCAGCACCUGCGACUCAUGGAGGAACAACGACUCAAGACCACCGCCCGGACACCGAUGCUCAAGAAGCGCAAAAAACUCAACAAGAAGGCAGCUAAACGGAAGACACCCUCUGUGGCCGCUUCCCCGGAAGAUCCGAUCGAAACUCCGAUCAAGGCGGACGAUUCGCUGGAGUCGAUGGACAGGACAGACAACAGCAUUACCGACGUUCACGCCAAAAUGCUGGAGGAUGCUUUGGCCUCGGCGAAGAAACCGGAAAGCGAGAAAUCAUCAGGAAAAACUCCGCCCAAAGCCAAAACUCCGGCCAAGGAGCCGGAACCGGAACCAGAAGAAGAACAGGCGAGUAAAAUCUACGUAAAAAUCGCUACCCCUCGAAAGAAGACCCCGUUGAAGGCGAGUCCGAAACGGAGGCUAUCCAAAGGCGACAAAUCGGUGAAGAAACGGCGCACCAGUAGUCCCCGGAAGCGGGAGGUGGUUCAGAAGGUGGUCCAGGAAGUCCAACAAACGGAAGUGGUGACCGUGGUGGAGCAGAACGAGGUGGUGGUUGAAGUCGUUCAAAAAACCACGGUAGAGGUGAAGCAAAGCGAGGUGGCUGUGGUCGCGCCCGAACCGGAACCGGAAACACCAGUUAAGGUGGAAGAAAGUUCGUUAUCGCAGGUGGAAGAGACGCCUCCUGAACCGCCAAAGCCAGUGAAGGAUCACCCAAAACUGUUAGCCAAGAAAUCGAGCGCGGAAUAUGUCCGCAAGGAGCAAGAGGAAUCAGCAUCUGCGGCCAACACAAGUUCCUGCAGUCAGGAAACUCCACCAGAAAAACCCCCCUCCGUUCCGAUCGAUUGCUCGUUUGGAACUUCCCUGUUCCUCGAAACCCCGUUCAAAUCGGAUUUGGGAAGCAUUCCCAUCACGCCUCGUUUUCUGAUGCCGAAUCAGAUCGAGAACACGCCCAUGUUGAAGUUAAUCCGGGAGGGCAUCGAGGCGAAUUCCUCGAUGAAAAAGUCCGGGGACAUCCAUACGCCCAAUUUCCCGAUCACCCCGGGGCUGGUCAGCACACCCAAAUCGAUCAAUUCGGUAAGUCCGCACAGCGCGGGUGGAACCGGGGGCUUCAACUCUCGUCGAACGGAUUACUCCUCCGGAAGUUCUUACUACAAACCGGAUGAAUCCGAAGAUCUGGAUAAGAAUCUUGAGGCCAUGCUGCUUGGCGAACGAACGAAGCGAAAGGUGGAACCAACCGGUGAUCUCUCGCUGGAAAAGGAAACAGUCGAUGAGCCACUUCCGCCACCGGAAGUCAAUCCCAUCCUCGAGACGAGCCCGCAAAAACCGGAAGAGUAUCGGGGGAAUAUCAGUGCUUCUUCGUCCGAUUCCUCCAGCACUUCCGGGUCGUCAUCCUCCGGUUCCUCCAGCUCCAGUGACGCAAGCUCUCCGGAAAACACUCCGACCAAAGGACAGCAGGAACAUCCUUUGCCUAGUCCAAUAAAACCGUCCACGUUGUACAUCAACGCCUUGGAAGCUCGGCGCCAGCAGCAGGCGGAACUAGAAGCCAAAAAGCAGCGAACAAUCGCCCGUAUGAAGAACGCAAAACCUGCUCCCUUGAAAAAGACGGAACGGAAGUUCAUCGCUCCACCCGGUUUCAAGUCCCGGAAGGUGGUCGUCGCUCGGAAGGAUCCCCCUCCGAAGGCAGCUCCACCUCCGAUACCAACGACUCGCGUAGCCCCAUCCGCUUCCUCCAAGCGCAAGAAUCCCACCCCCCGCAAAGUGGUCCUCUUGGAAAAGAUCCUCCCGGUAAUCUCCAAAAAGCACUCUCCCAAACGGAGAUCACAAGAAGCAAACCGGAAGUCGCCCCGUUCGUCGCUUCCAAUCACCGAGCAGGACGUCAAACGGAUCCUGACCCCUCGGAAAGAUCAAAUCAUCGAGGGAACUUACGAAAAUGAGAACCUGGCCCAUCUUCGAUGCACUCCGGACAUUCCGGAUCUGGAGACCGACAAGAAACCCGUGUACGCCUUCCAGAGCCCGGAACGGGUCGUCGUCGAACCGGACCAGUCCAAGGGAACACCCGACUCCAACAAGGAGAACCAAUCUCUGGAAGAACCAAAAGCACCCACCUCCAAACCGGAAGUAACGGUUGAGAGCAGCGAGGAGGACGAAGACUUCGCUUACAACGAGUGUUCGUUAGGUUCCUGCUUCGAUGACAGCGCGUGCAAAUCGUACAUCCGGUUGGUUCACAACGAGAAGAAGCCCACUGCCGUCGGUGUGCGUUCCGCGGAAAUCCCACCCAUCAAACGGAUGAACAUUGUGAUGGAUGGAUACAAAAUCUGCCUCGAAUCGCAGGACCCAGUUGUGCUGUUUGAAAAAUCACCCAAGAAGCUCCCAGCUUCGACCGUCACUCCCCACAAAAAGGAUGGCCCCAGUAAGGCCAACCGAGGAGGCCCAACGAAAAAAUCAUCCAAACCAGUGGCGAAACCAUCAAACCCGGUCCCGGUUCCGACCGGAAGCUCGACAUCUUCCAUAAAGGCGAAAAUCACGUUGGUAUCGGCCGUGCGGGAAUCGUCCCUACCGAAAAGCAAGUUAAAGACGGCAGAACGGCUCCAGGCCGCAAAACAGCAACGUCGCCAGCAGGAAGUGCUGGCAGCUGCUUCGAAGAAGCAGAAACCUGAUCCGCUUGCGGCGGAUAAGGCCAGGACAAAGCAGCCUCCGGCACCGGUGGAGGAUCUUAGCGUUGCUUCCAGCAAAGAACUACCGGUGUCGCCUUCGCCGAAAAUGCCUUUAAAGCUGGACAUGAAAAAGAAGCAACAACAGCAGCAGCAGGACCGUCGACCCUCGGUGACGGAGCCCGACGCUAGCAACACUGAAUCUGUAAAAGAUGCACCAAAAGAGGAGACGAAAGAAGGUGCAGCGGCAUCUGUGACAAAGCAAGUCGCAGGCGGAGAAUUUGCAAUCGACGCCGUUCUGACGCAUAUUCACGGCUAGAGAGAGACAGAUGGAGGAGGAAGUUGUAGGAGACAUUGUGUUUGAGUACAAAUUUUGAGCUUUGCGACUAAUUAAGAGGACAGUUGACUACGAAAUCGUGUUUCUUGUAAGGAAUAGUAUUCGAGACUAGGCACAUAGGGAGCUGAAGCUGUACAUUUUCUGUUUGUAUAGACGAUGCGUUCUAUAUUUGACUAUCGAUGGAUGUUAGUUCUAUAACGCCGAGAAUAUCAAAAAACGCUUAUGUUUAAAUAUAUCUAUGUAUUUCUCUAUAUUUUUGACGUUAAACUACUUUUAUACACUCAAUAAACUGUAAGUAACUGGUACAGUAAGUAAGGUA